Solanum dulcamara is the source of this 775-nucleotide messenger RNA. RefSeq names its product protein PLANT CADMIUM RESISTANCE 2-like. The transcript has 4 exons. Bases 98 to 592 code for a protein of 164 amino acids. Lineage: Eukaryota; Viridiplantae; Streptophyta; Magnoliopsida; Solanales; Solanaceae. The record is from RefSeq and is a predicted model, not a curated record.
UGCCUAUCUUUCACAAGAACUACAUACUUUUUUGUGUCUUUCAUUUCAUUUUUCUCAACAACAACCAAAAAACUCUUCAAAGAAUUUUUAAGUUAUCAUGAACCCCUCAGCUCCACCAGCUUACGGCGAAAAACCGAUGACCGGCAUCCCUGUGCCGGGACAGUUUCAACCUAAUCAUCCCGGAACUUGGUCUACUGGACUCUGUGAUUGUUUCUCCGAUGUCCCAAAUUGUUGCUUAACUUGCUGGUGUCCAUGUAUUACAUUUGGACAGAUUGCAGAGAUCGUCGACAAGGGAACAACUUCUUGUGGUUUAAGUGGAGGUCUGUAUUUGUUAAUUGAAUUAUUAACAGGAUGUGGAUGUAUUUAUUCAUGUUUCUAUCGUACAAAAAUGAGGAAACAAUACAUGUUACCAGAAAGCCCUUGUGGGGACUGUUGUCUUCAUUUUUGCUGUGAAUGUUGUGCUUUGUGCCAAGAACAUCGUGAACUCAAACAUCGUGGAUAUGACAUGUCUAUUGGUUGGCAAGAAAAUAUGAAUAACCAAAAUAGAGGGAUAGCAAUGGCUCCAGGAGUUCAAGGAGGAAUGACUCGAUAAAUAUUGGAUUAUAUUAAUAAACUUUGAAUUUGUUUAGUGUGAUAUAUAUAUUUGUUGCUCUUUUUUUGUUAUUAAAAGUGAAAUAAUGGUUUGUUAAUCAAUGGAUGGUUCUUGUUUUUUGCAAGAUAAUGUAAUGUUGGUUGUUGAUUUGAUUUAAUGUAUAUGAUAUUUAUAAUUUAUUUA